Molecule: messenger RNA, 1542 nt
Organism: Zygosaccharomyces rouxii
Lineage: Eukaryota; Fungi; Ascomycota; Saccharomycetes; Saccharomycetales; Saccharomycetaceae
Gene: ZWF1
Product: glucose-6-phosphate dehydrogenase
Exons: 1
Coding region: 1-1542 (513 amino acids)
Biological process (GO): pentose-phosphate shunt, oxidative branch; glucose metabolic process
Cellular component (GO): cytosol
Molecular function (GO): glucose-6-phosphate dehydrogenase activity; NADP binding
Source: RefSeq, a predicted model, not a curated record
AUGUCUGUUAAGUACGCUAAGGACACAUCAAUUGUCGUAUUUGGCGCCUCUGGUGAUCUUGCCAAGAAGAAGACUUUUCCAGCCCUUUUCGGCCUUUUCAGAGAGGGCCAUUUAGACGCAACUACCAGAAUCUAUGGUUAUGCCCGUUCUAAAUUGACCAAAGAAGAGCUAAAAGAAAGAAUCCUGCCAAACCUAAAGAGACCAUCUGGUGCUGAAGGUGACGCUAAGGUCCACAAAUUCUUUACCAUGUUGCAUUACGUUCACGGUCCUUACGACACCCCUGAAGGUUACGUUAAGCUAAAAGAAGUUAUUGAGCAACACGAGGAGGAAGUCGGCGUUAAGGAACCUCACCGUUUGUUCUACUUCGCUUUGCCACCAGGCGUUUUCUUGUCUGUGGCAACGGAGAUUAAGAAAAACCUUUACGUCCCUAACGGUGGUACGAGACUAAUCGUGGAGAAGCCAUUCGGACAUGACUUGAAGAGUUCUAGAGAAUUACAAGAGAACUUGGCACCUUUGUUCUCCGAAGACGAAAUAUAUAGAAUCGACCACUAUUUGGGGAAGGAGCUUGUAAAAAACCUAUUGGUGCUUAGAUUUGGCAACACUGUCCUCAACGCUGCAUGGAACAAGGAGAAUCUCCAAAGCAUUGUCAUCUCUUUCAAGGAGCCAUUCGGUACCGAGGGCCGUGGUGGUUACUUCGACUCUAUCGGUAUAAUCAGGGAUAUUAUGCAAAACCACCUUCUGCAGGUGCUCACUCUAGUUACCAUGGAGCGUCCGGUGUCGUUUGACGCGGAGUCGGUCCGUGACGAAAAAGUUAAGGUACUAAAGGCAUUUGCCCCAAUCGAUCACAAGGACUUGUUGGUCGGUCAAUAUGCCAAGUCUGCCGACGGUUCCAAACCAGGUUACAAGGAUGAUGAGACUGUCGACCCUAAGUCCAAGCAAUUGACUUUUGCAGCCCUACCUUUCAGAAUCAACAACGAACGUUGGGAUGGUGUUCCAAUCAUCAUGAGAGCUGGUAAGGCCCUAAACGAAGGUAAGGUCGAGAUCAGAUUGCAAUACAAAGACGUCGCUUCUGGCGUGUUCCAGGACAUUCCCCAAAACGAGUUGGUCAUCAGAAUCCAACCAGACCCAGCUGUCUACAUGAAGUUCAAUGCCAAGACCCCAGGUCUAUCCAACGUCGCUCAAGUGACAGACUUGGACUUGACCUACUCUAGUAGAUACAAGGACUUCUGGAUCCCUGAAGCUUACGAAGUGUUGAUUAAAGAUGCUCUAGAAGGUGACCACUCCAACUUUGUCAGAGACGAUGAGUUGGACGUCAGUUGGAAGUUGUUCACUCCAUUGCUAGAAUAUUUGGAAGGUCCUGAGGCACCACCUCCAGCCGAAUAUCCUUAUGGUUCUAGGGGCCCACCUGGCUUGAGAGAAUACAUGGAAAAGCAUGGUUACACCAUUGCAGAGCAACACAACCAUCCUUACACUUGGCCAGUUACUUCUCCAGGAUCUAAGGAACGCGUUAGAAGGGCAAGCUACGCUGGCAAACGCUGGUAA